GGGAUUGUGGACUACAGAUGUUCCAACAGCUCUCUGGGAUCAACACCGUCAUGUACUACGGCGCCACCAUCCUGCAGAUGUCAGGAGUGCGGGAUGACAAGCUGGCCAUCUGGUUGGCCGGGGUCACAGCCUUCACCAACUUUCUGUUCACCCUCCUGGGGGUGUGGCUAGUGGAGAGGGUUGGCCGCAGGAAACUCACACUGGGGAGCAUCAUCGGAACGUGUCUGAGUCUGUCUCUGCUGGCCAUUGGGUUUCUGCUGUCUGCCCAACACACCCCUCCUGUCACCCUCCACCCCACUGACCCGUCAAUGGUCAACUCCACCUGCAACAAACACCUGCUGUGUGAGCCGUGUAUGCUGGACCCGGCGUGUGGCUUCUGUUACCGUGAGAACAGCACGGCUCUGUUCGCCUCAUCCUGUGUACCUGUCAAUACAGCCUCCACAGAGAAGGCAGCCUGGGGCAGGUGUUCCAACUCGACCCAGCUGAGAGUCCAUACGUACUGGGCCUAUAACUACUGUCCCACCUCCUACUCCUGGGUGGUCCUACUGGGUCUUGUUCUCUAUCUGGCUUUCUUCGCCCCGGGUAUGGGUCCGAUGCCGUGGACAAUCAACUCUGAAAUUUAUCCCCUGUGGGCCCGGAGCACAGGGAACGCCUGUUCAGCUGGAGUCAACUGGACGUUUAACUUCCUGGUCUCCCUCACCUUCCUCCAUGUGGCUCAGAACCUCACCUACUACGGAGCGUUUUUCCUUUACUCCGGCCUGGCUCUGCUGGGGUCCUUCUUCAUCUACGGCUGUCUGCCUGAGACUAAGGGCCGGAGGCUGGAGGAGAUUGAGUCCCUGUUCGACAACCAGCUGUGCUCCUGCGGGGCCACGGACUCUGACGAGGACCGGCAGGUGGAGUACAUCAGGGUGAAGGGGAGCAACUACCACCUCUCUGACAACGAUGCCUCCGACGUGGAGUAGCCCUAGCCUGUGUGCCAGUCUGUUUGUGCUUUCAUGCCAACUCACUGUCACUCAUUGUCACUCAUUGUCAUGCCAAAUAAUGGCUUGAUGAUGACAGCCAUGGAGUUGGCAAGAGCACAACAGAUCUAGUUUGUAACUUUGGCCCUGGAUAUUGUCCGUUCUCAUCCCAGAAAGUGUGUAUCAAAUGACUCAGUGUUGAUUUAGGAUCAGUUUAUCCUUUUAGAUCAUAGUAAAUAAUAUUACAAGGACAGGAAGCUUGAUACAGGUACAUACAGGCCCUGAUCUGCAUCCUCCCCGAGUCCUGUUCUCUGGUUUGCCUCACAGUCACGUCGGUUACAUUGCUCCAUCUUUUUCACGGACAGGGUAGCUAUUUAUAACACGUGAGUUACUUACACAUUUGAUUUUGCCUAUUUAAUGUUGUAGAUACAUCUAUAGUUUGACGAGAAUCCUCUUUUGGAUUUAAAAACCAUCACGUGAAUAGUAUUAAGCAUACAUUACAUUCGUAUUUAUCCUCAGCACUUAGACAUCCAUUUUACUGUUCAUCUGUCGCAUUAUUAUGGAUUUCCAUAUACGUGAGGCAGACCAACUACGAUUAACACAACUAUUGCUGUUUUCCUCACAUAAACCCAUAUGAUUAGAGAUAGAACCUCUUCACAACAAAACCUUAUUGUAGGAGGCCAAACGUCCACCAAAAGUGUUAAAUUCAGAGCGAGGGGUUGUAAUAUAUAGUGACGAUACCAGUAUGCCUUUCUAUAUGAAACACAACUCAGUACAAUAUUGUCUCAGCUUGUCUGUAGCGUCACACAUGGGGUGUCAAGACACUAGUAAUACACCUGGGCUCUACGUCCCAAACGGCACCCUAUUCCCUAUAGAGUGCACUACUUUUAACUAGAGCCGUAUGGGCCUUGGUCAAAAGUAGUGCACUAUAAAGGGAACAGCAUGCCAUUUGGGAUGUAGCCUGGUCUCCAUCUGAUGAUGAAGUUCGGUCUUGCUUUGCAGUUUUUUUUAAUCAUGUUGGUUGUAAAAGCUACAGUAGCACAUGACCUGUCUGUUUUCUCAUUUGUAAACCUAUGAAUUAUUAUGUUAUUUAUUCCUAUGUAUUUUACCCAUGAUGUCGGUGCUUGUACUGAAGUGAAAUGUAUGAAGGAGUUGACUAUAUGGCCAGCCAGCGUGAUGAUAGCCUUUUUGUUUAUUUCAGAAGUUGCACAAAUGUUUUUAUUGAUAAAUGUUGACUAGACUAUUCAUUGGGUUACUCAGUCCAUCAGAGAGAAUAACCUAUACACUGAAAUGGACAGUUUAGUCAGUUAAUGUUACACACAUAGUUGCUCUUUGGGAAAACAAUGUCAGAAAGAAUGUCUUAUUUUGUCUCCAUUUUAAGUUGUGUCUUCCUCCACAGCCUUAUGUACAAAUCGCAAUGCACACUCUUCACGUGAAAGAGCUGGGGUUCUCGUGUUCUAAAGGUUUCGAGGAGUACCGCACUGUACUUGCUAAUGUCCUUUUAUAUAUCGUUAAACUAUGUAAGGUGACACAUUUUUAGUUGAGUACUUGAGUACAAGAUGUGUGUGUAGCAGACUCUCGUUGAAAGUGGUCAACAUAACAUCGCUGAGAAUAUGUCUGUGUAUUAUUGUCUGUGACAAAACAAGAUAGAUAGCUACUAUUGUGAAUUCAAAUAGGAUUUUCUUUAGACUGAAAUGAAAUGACAGCAUUUCAAGGUAUCACUAGAUGUGUUUUGCCAGUUCAUUGGAACAACAAUAUCAAUAUCGGAUUAUUGAGUAUUUAUUAUCAAUAUUUGAGUAUUUGAUUAGAAAUGUGAUUAGAAAAGAGAGGAUACUAUAGGUAGACUAAACUGGAGGUUCACUGGAAGACGGAAUAACUUUUUGCUUUUAUUAUCACAAUUUUUUAGAGAAACAACAUUUUAUUGCACAUCCCCUUCACAGAGGCGACAACAUUGUCGUCAUGUAACAAACAUGUAAAUGAGAUAGUGUCAAACAAGUUAUUUGAUGUGUUGUGAUUUUCGAAUGCACUUUGAUUUUAAGACGGUCACAACCGCUUGACAACCCAUUGUGUUAUUAUUAUAUUGCCUUUGCUUUAAUUCCUAAAUGGGGUCAUCCAAUGUGUUUAUGGUGAACGGGUGCAAUUUUUUCUAUGUGAAAGCAAAUUAAAUGCAGUGUUUCAAUUCUAGGUUAUGAAGAAGAACUAGUGAAGACUUAAAACAAAUAUUUAUCCAGCGCUGUAUAGUAUACAUUUGAUUAUUGUUGCUGUAAAUGUUUUGCUAGAAUUUAUAUUCUAUCAAAGUAAAUAUAUUCAUGAGAAUCUUGAACACUUGAAUAUGUAUCGGGGAAAAAUAAAUAAACUAAUUAUCUUGCAAUGUCUGGCUUUCGUUUUAAUGUAGAAUCCCAAGGGCAUUGUUAUAAAUGUUUAAAUAUGCAGAAACAGAUCCUGUGCUAAAGGGAUGUAGUUGCUAGUGUUGUUCACAACUCUUAAAGCGAUACUUCGGGAUUUUACCUCCCCUCCUCGCCUGUCCUCCCCACCUCUCUCCUCUCCUUCACUUUUCACUAAUCUUUUCUUUGCUUCAGCAUGAGCAGAAUGUCUUCUAUUUCCUGAAGUGUCUCAACCUCCUCUGAAAGCCUGUUAACUAUGCUCUCAGGCAGUGACCUCCUCCCUCUCCUCUGCUCUCCCUCUCCUUUUCUCCUCUCUCUCAUCUCGAAGGUCUUCUCUAAGAGGAACAUUCUCAACAGGGUCCUGUACCUCUUAUUCUUCUUCCUGUCCUCUAUGCUGCAUCUGCUUACCUCUCAAGGCUGGAUGGAAAAGAGAAAAACAUCAUUAGGGAGCAACAUCCAUUUUCAAAAUAC
Messenger RNA from Salvelinus sp. IW2-2015, 3814 nucleotides. Its product is annotated as proton myo-inositol cotransporter. Gene Ontology annotation, biological process: transmembrane transport; myo-inositol transport. NCBI's taxonomy places the organism in Eukaryota, Metazoa, Chordata, Actinopteri, Salmoniformes, Salmonidae. Gene Ontology annotation, molecular function: myo-inositol:proton symporter activity. Gene Ontology annotation, cellular component: apical plasma membrane. The record is from RefSeq and is a predicted model, not a curated record.